Exophiala xenobiotica is the source of this 1612-nucleotide messenger RNA. RefSeq lists its product as uncharacterized. The record is from RefSeq and is a predicted model, not a curated record. The transcript is spliced from 3 exons. NCBI's taxonomy places the organism in Eukaryota, Fungi, Ascomycota, Eurotiomycetes, Chaetothyriales, Herpotrichiellaceae. Bases 82 to 1002 code for a protein of 306 amino acids.
GGCGGUGUACUUCUUCCGCAGCCUUCGCGUCGUUCUGUUCGCUUCAUCACCACAUAUCCCUAGCCCUUUUCACCGCUUACAAUGGGGGAUGAUCCCAUUGCAGAAGCGAGAACACCAUCCACCACACAUGGAAAAUCUGCUGCUCGAAAGGUUCCUCGCUCUAAACCUCUAAAGCGCAGGAGUCUGCUCGGUGCUGGUGGUGACUCAACUCCUCGUGUCCUCAUUCCUACCGACAACAAGUCCACCAAAGACAAAGAGAUGGCGGCCAGUUUCUUGCAGUACUGCGCCAUGUGCGAGAAACAGAUCUCUCACCCCUCCAACAACAUCCUCUAUUGCAGCGAAGCAUGCCGCCGCAAAGACUCUGCCAAACCCUUAUCCGCCUCGACAAUUUCCAUCUCCUCUCCUCCACUCUCCCCUCGUGCGACCACACCUAUGCGCAACACCAAGUCGUCGUCAGACUACUUCACCCCCUCCACCCGGAUACCGAGCGACAUCCACCACUUCAAAUCGGAUCUUGACCCCACCGAGUGGAAGCCAAAAUUACCACGCUCCGUCUCUGGCGCUUCCGAGGCCUUUCGCUACCUCUCGCGUUUCCAUGAUACUACGAAAUGGAACCCGAACAACUUGGAAAAUGACCAGGACCGGCCACAGACACUGCGUCACAAGAGCACGGCAAGCCUGAGCACAAUGACCACACCAAUGCCAAGUCUAGGUAACACUCCGACCACUGCGUCAACCAGCUUCGACAGCCACUACGACUUUGCGUUCAACUUGCGCCCUCUCCCACCGCGUCAGAACCCACUGUACUCGGCCAGUGCAGGUCACGCAAAGGGCAUCGACCUGGUCACACCACAUAUCCCGCCCCCGCUCGACCUCGCGGGCUCGAGCUCGGUUCCGAACGACUUCGACCAUGAUUUUUGGGGGAAGAAGGUUGUUGUGCCCGGUUCUACCCCACGUACUAAGGGUGAUGGGCUUGGUGCACUAUUCGGGAAGGAGAAGUAGAGCAAUACUCUUUCAACUCUUUUGACUGGUUUGCAGGCGAGGUCGUGUGGUGGGAAAGCGGAAACGAGGCUCGAUGGGCACGCGGGAUGCAUGGACUUCCGUAUUCUCCUUCUCCUUUUUCUGUUGGUGGCGAGUAAACGAGUAGGUGAAAGCGAGGGUUGAUACCAGUGACAAGCAUAUGAGGAGGAAACCGUUUCGUUGUAUCGUUAUGUCGGGAAACAUAAGGACAAUGCCGGUCCCUUUCGCGCAGUGAGACCUUCCUAGUACAAGCCACAGAAGAGAGAUGGUCGGUGGCCCCCCUUCCUGGGCAGCGCGGCAUGACAUGUUUUCCGACUCACAAAGCUGAGAUCUCAGAAUCUACUUUUGCAAAGACCGUGGGGACUUUGAGAACGUUUUGCAAUGGACACCUGGUCCAUGAACGGUCAGCGACAGUGUGGUAUCAAGAGUCUUCGCUGUCGUCACGUUUGGCGCUUACGCUCCUCUACUGGAGGCGCCAAAGAUCCACAGAUGUCAAGCAUGGGUAGUAUGGGCAAUGUCGACAAGAAAUCCCUCGUCAUUUCGAACAUGUAAGGCAAAUUGCAUUCAUCACAGUAUACGAUACGCACUUUAC